AUGUUUUGGACUACUAUCCUACGAUAUCCCAGUAUUCAGCUCGUUCCCGCACCUCGCAUGCUCAUCCCCGCUCCCUCACCUCCUCGUCCCCGCACCCUCGCCUGCUCCUCCCCGCUCCCUCACCUCCUCGUCCCCGCACUCUCGCCUGCUCCUCCCCGCUCCCUCACCUCCUCGUCCCCGCACUCUCGCCUGCUCCUCCCCGCUCCCUCACCUCCUCGUACCCGCACCCUCGCCUGCUCAUCCCCGCUCUCACCUGCUCAUCCCCACUCCCUCGCCUGCUAG
Molecule: messenger RNA, 282 nt
Organism: Closterium sp. Naga37s-1
Lineage: Eukaryota; Viridiplantae; Streptophyta; Zygnematophyceae; Desmidiales; Closteriaceae
Source: the annotation of a GenBank genome assembly